Molecule: messenger RNA, 2228 nt
Organism: Oldenlandia corymbosa var. corymbosa
Lineage: Eukaryota; Viridiplantae; Streptophyta; Magnoliopsida; Gentianales; Rubiaceae
Source: the annotation of a GenBank genome assembly
UUUCCCUAGAUUUUACUCUUAUUACCACAUUCAAUCAUUCGUAUCUCGUAGUUCAUACAUAGUUCCCUCCGUCUCUACGUAUACACAGUUCCCAAAACUCCCUGAAUACAGGACAGAAGCUUUUGGCUUUCCACUUCACUUUGGUUUCAGUCUGUCAAAUGAAAACAAAUCCCACUAUAUAAAUCCACUUAAUUUACUCAUUAGUCCAAUCACUUUUUUUUCUGGCUUUCUGAACUGUUUCCCCAUCGGAAAAAAAUCUACGAAAAGUAUCUCUCUUUUUCCUCCGAUUUCAGCUACCAUUUUCCUCCCACAAGCAAUUCCAAGUCCAGUUGUUAACUUCAUUCUCAAAUCCCUGUUCAGACUUUAAGACCCACCUCAAUCAGUGUAUAUAUAGAUAGUUCCUUCUUUUUUUUUUGUUCUUUUGCUUGAAUUUGUAGCAAAAAAGUUGUAGCAAGACUCUGUUUUUCUCUUCUGCACUUUUUUAAUGGCGGCAGCUGAACAGAGCAUAACGAUCCAUGAACCAUUAGUCGGAAACAGCAAUAACAACAACAAUCACUACCCGUAUUCAGAUGGGCCGAACGACGCCGUUCUGAAGAAGCACUUGGCGAAAUUAGAGACUUUUCUGAGGAUUUUUGGCUUCUGCCAGUACUCUUUCUUCAGUGGUCUUCUCUCAUGGCUGGCUUACUUGGUGAUUGCGAUAUUGUUGCCUCUUUGGACCCUUUAUUACGCUUAUUGUUCCAACUGCGAGCAGUACCAGAUCAGGACUUUUGAGCUUCAGAUUUUCGCAUCUCAAGCUCUGGUGGCUGGGAUCUCGUUGCUCUGUAUUUCUCAUAAUCUGAGGAAACAUGGUAUUAGGAAGCUCCUGUUUGUCGAUCGUUAUCAUGGCAUGGCUCAGUUUACGCCCCAGUAUUUAGAGAAAUUCAAAGGCUUUUACCGGUCACUUGUUACGUGGGUUGUCGUAGGCUUUUUGUUAAAGGCUGCUCGUGAAGUAGUCCGCGCAAUAUAUCUCCAUGACGAGCUUUGGUGGUGGUCUGUGGCGGUGCUGGUUGUUUCACUUGUUUCUUGGACAUACUCUACUAUACUCUUUCUAUCAGGCACGGCCCUUUUCAAUUUGGUGGGCAAUUUACAGAUCAUACACUUUGAAAACUAUGGGAAACUUUUGGAGAGGGAUAUGGAUGUUUCAGUCUACAUUGAGGAACACAUGCGUCUUACCCACUACUUGUCUAAAAUAAGUCACAGAUUUCGCAUUUUUCUGCUCCUGGAAUUCUUGGUUGUCUCUGCGAGUCAAUUCGUGGCUCUACUGCAGACUACAGGGAACAAGGGAAUAAUUAACUUCCUUAAUGGCGGUGAUUUCCUGGUAUUAUCAAUUGUCGAGCUCGUCGGCAUAGUGCUUUGCCUGAAUGCAGCGGCAAAGAUUUCACAUAGAGCUCAAGCUAUUGGCUCAGUUGCCAGCAGAUGGCAUAUGCUAGUUACAGCUAACUCUAGUGACGUUUCCGCUUCCUUUAUGUCAAAUGGCGGAAACCCGGAUCCUCUCAAUACAGUUGGUUCAUUGACUGUGAACUAUUCCGAAAGUGAUUUGGAGUCCACUAGUGACUUCAUUCCUUUGCCUGCAACUGUGCAACUUACUUCUCAGAUGACAUCAUUCCACAAAAGACAAGCCUUUGUAACAUAUGUGCAGUCAAAUACUGGCGGAUUUAGCAUUUUUGGCUGGAUAAUCGACCGGAUGCUCAUCAACACUAUUUUCUUCAUCGAGCUUUCACUUGUCUUCUUCGUACUCGGGAAGACGAUUACUUUCACUACCAGAUAAAGCGCAAGACUAUAAGUUGGUUGAUGGAUAGCUCACACUGGUUGGUACCCCUUUUUGUUCGAUGUGACUUUGUGAGAGCUGUGUACUCUGCUAAGGUAGUAAGUUGUAACAAACGAAUUCUGUAUCCGGUUGAACAUGUUAAAAAUGGCAUGUUCGACUGUGUAAUUUUGGACUGCAAAUACUACUCUAUGUAGUGGAAGAAUAUAUCCUGAUUAUUGUUGUAUUAAUCUAAAAUGACCGAAUUGAUAUUAUUUUACUUCUCUUUUCGGCUUCCUUCGAUUUAGAAGCCACAUUUUUUAAGCUUUGGUGGUUAUAUUUGCAAGAUGAACAGCUAAGUGUGACUUCUCUAUGAAGCUCAAAGUCUCAUUUGCAACUCUCAUUCACGUUUUGGAUAAGAUUCAGCUUGCACUUUGAAUAUAUU